AUGACUUCAUCAAGUAUGUCUUGUUAUGCAAAUAGUUCAGCGGCUAGUACAUCAAGUCGUACGAAUGAUAGUGACACGAUUUUAAUGGCAAAUAAAUUGAGUAAUAUUCGUUUAGGUGGACGUGAAGAACGACAACAAGCACUGGAUCGUUUGGAAAUACUUAAAACGGUUGGUACCGGUUCAUAUGGCCGUGUUCUUGUAGUACGAGAUCGUGAUACAAAAGACUAUUAUGCAUUAAAACUAUUGUCUAUUAAAUCUGUUAUUGUAUCUCAGCAGACUGAACAUGUUAAAAAUGAAAAAGAUAUAUUAUCAGCUUUAAGACAUCCAUUCAUAAUUCGACUUUAUUGGACACAUCAUUCGGAUCAAUUUCUUUAUAUACUUCUUGAUUAUAUACCUGGUGGUGAACUAUUUACAUAUAUGAGAAGACGAGGUACAUUUGAUUUAAAAACGUCUUUAUUCUAUAUAUGUGAAAUCAUUGUUGCAUUUGAAUAUCUACAUUCAUUACAAAUUAUUUAUCGUGAUUUAAAACCAGAAAAUAUUCUUCUUGAUGGUGAAGGGCAUGUUAAACUUGUUGAUUUUGGUUUUGCAAAGAAAAUUUCAAAUAAAACAUUUACUACUUGUGGUACACCUGAAUAUUUGAGUCCAGAAUUAAUUAAAACUGCAGGUCAUAAUAAAUGUACAGAUUGGUGGAGUUUAGGAAUAUUAUUAUUUGAAAUGUUAACUGGAGUAACACCAUUCAAUCCAGAUGGAAAGGAUAAUGAAAUUCAUGGUCGUAUUUUAGCUGGUAAAAUUACAUGGCCGACAAAUUUAAUAAAUGAAGUAACAAAAGCAUUUAUUAAAAAAUUAUUAACACAAAAUCCUGAUAAACGUCUUGGUGCUGGUCGAAAUGGUUCACGUGAAGUAAAAGAUCAACCAAUAUUUCUAUCUACUAGAUGGGAUGAUGUUUCUGCAAGAAAAUUAAAACCACCAAUUGUACCUAAACUUGAGCAUCCAGGUGAUACACAAUGUUUUGAUCUAUAUGAUGAAGAUUGGAAAUCAGUAGCAUUUGCAUCCGAUACGGAACUUGCUAUGUUUUCAGAUUUUUGA
Molecule: messenger RNA, 1086 nt
Organism: Adineta steineri
Lineage: Eukaryota; Metazoa; Rotifera; Eurotatoria; Adinetida; Adinetidae
Source: the annotation of a GenBank genome assembly